AUGACCUCACGAGCGCGCUCCCGCCUCGACCAGGUCUCUCGGCACGUAGAUAGCAAAUCCUUCCUCGCAGUCAACACACCCUUCUCCACAGAACGCAGUGCUCGAAUUGUAGACGACCAAGGAAACGUUAUAAAACAAAAAUCUCAGCCCCAGCCACAAGAAAAGGGCCCGAAGAAGAUUGAACCUGAGGUACCAGAACCACCAAGGAAGAAGAUGUCGAACCAGCCACCACACGCCACGCUGCUCAUUCCCGGGCCUAUUGAGUUUGACGAUGCGGUACUACAGAGCAUGAGCCACUACAGUGAAUCACAUGUCAGCGCACCCUUCGUGAACACCUUCAGCGAAGUCCUCCAGAAUCUGCGCAAGCUAUUCCAGACCACGGACGCCGCCUCACAGCCUUUUAUCCUCUCUGGAUCUGGCACACUUGGAUGGGACCAGGUUGCUGCGAACCUGGUUGAGCCCGGCGACGAGGUGCUCGUCCUGCACACUGGAUACUUCGCCGACUCGUUCGCCGACUGCUUCGAGACAUAUGGUGUCAAGGCGACACAGAUCAAGGCGCCCAUUGGCGACCGACCGCAGCUCGAUGAAGUCGAGAAGGCACUAAAGGAGAAGGAAUACAAGAUGCUGACUGUCACUCAUGUGGACACCUCAACCGGUGUGCUGAGCGAGUUGAAGGCACUGAGCGACCUCGUGUACAGGGUCAGCCCGGAUACAUUGCUCGUCGUCGAUGGUGUUUGCAGUGUAGGCUGCGAGGAGAUCCGGUUCGACGACUGGAAACUUGAUGUCGUCAUCACAGCAUCACAGAAGGCCAUUGGCUGCCCUGCCGGUUUGAGUAUUGUCAUGGCCUCUGGCCGCGCCAUGGAGAGGUUCAAGGCGAGGAAGACAAGGCCAACUUCUUACUUUGGAUCAUGGAAGAACUGGCUACCAAUCAUGCAAAACUAUGAAGCGAAGAAACCAUCUUACUUUGCGACCCCCGCCCCACAACUUAUCCACGCCCUCGACACCUCUCUCAAGCAAAUCCUCUCACGACCCCUUGAGCAGCGCUUCGCCGAUCACAAAGCCGCAUCGCAGAAGAUCAAGAAGGCAGUUGGCGACUUGGGUCUCAAGCAGCUCGCUGCUAAGCCUGAAAACCAGGCCAACGGCAUGACCGCCAUCUACCUGCCCGACGGUUUCACGCCUCCGGAUGUUCUUCCAAAUCUGCUGAAGAAGGGCGUCAUCUUCGCUGGUGGUUUGCACAAGGAGAUCGCAACAAAAUACAUUCGUUUCGGACACAUGGGUGUAAGUGUUACGGAUCCUGAGAGGUCGGACAUCACAAAGGCGAUUGAGAGUUUGAAAGAGAGCUUAACCGAGGCUGGAUACAAGGCUUGA
This is a messenger RNA of Dothidotthia symphoricarpi CBS 119687, 1368 nucleotides long. RefSeq names its product PLP-dependent transferase. Bases 1 to 1368 code for a protein of 455 amino acids. The record is from RefSeq and is a predicted model, not a curated record. Gene Ontology annotation, molecular function: L-alanine:glyoxylate transaminase activity; L-serine:pyruvate transaminase activity. The transcript is spliced from 3 exons. NCBI's taxonomy places the organism in Eukaryota, Fungi, Ascomycota, Dothideomycetes, Pleosporales, Dothidotthiaceae. Gene Ontology annotation, cellular component: peroxisome.